AUGGUAUGGUCCGUAGACAUCUCGCUCGCAAUCCCACCCGCAUGGCGCACCGCGCCAGGCGCGACGGCCAACGGCAAGAGAGCAGGGCCCGCAGCAGCGAAGGGGAGCAAGAUCAUGCUCAGCCAGCUCCCGAUGGAUGUGGCCGAGAACGAAGUCGAGAUACUCUUCGCGAAGACGGUCGGCCCCGUGAAGGACACGUUCAUUGUUCGUCGCAUUUGGAAACCGGAAUCCGCGGCCCUUGCGAGGGAGAAGUAUAAUGGAAAGAUCGUUGAUGGCCGUCGACCGAUCAAGAUUGAAAUCAUCAAGGACGACAAUGAGAUACCCUCCGCCGCGCCCGAGAAGAAGUCGUUGUCACUGCUCGAACGCAUAGGUCAAACAUCCAAAUCCGUACAUGCUGCUCCCGGGGCUCAACGAACAGCAGCCAAGGCGCCAGCACAACCGAAGGCCACGAAGGCCACCCAGAAAGCUGCCCCGAAAACUGCAGCAGCCCAACGGCCAAUAUUCGCGGGGAACGCGAAGGCGAAGCUGCGGACGAAAAAGGGGCCGAAGCGGAUUCAAAAGCAGCAACAGCGGAAGGUAGUCACGGCGGAGCAACUCGACCAGGAGAUGGAGGACUACCGGGCGAGCACGGAUACCGUAUGA
This is a messenger RNA of Fomitopsis serialis, 642 nucleotides long. RefSeq lists its product as uncharacterized. Bases 1 to 642 code for a protein of 213 amino acids. Gene Ontology annotation, cellular component: nucleus. The transcript is spliced from 6 exons. Lineage: Eukaryota; Fungi; Basidiomycota; Agaricomycetes; Polyporales; Fomitopsidaceae. Gene Ontology annotation, molecular function: mRNA binding. The record is from RefSeq and is a predicted model, not a curated record. Gene Ontology annotation, biological process: mRNA export from nucleus.